Messenger RNA from Oryza brachyantha (malo sina), 1997 nucleotides. RefSeq lists its product as uncharacterized. The record is from RefSeq and is a predicted model, not a curated record. The coding region runs from base 112 to 1734 and encodes 540 amino acids. The transcript has 7 exons. NCBI's taxonomy places the organism in Eukaryota, Viridiplantae, Streptophyta, Magnoliopsida, Poales, Poaceae.
CAAACCCCUUCGACUAAAACUCCGUCACGGACGGGGCGGCAGACCAACCGACGCGGCCACGCUAACCUCCCGGACGGAGCCGGAGGCGGGCCCCAGCCCUAACCGGCGGCCAUGGGAGGAGCCUCCAGCCUCAAGCGCCUCGCCCUCCCUGCCGCUGUCCUCCUCCUCCUCCUCGCCGCCUACCGGCCCUUCCUCCCGGGCCUCCUGGAGGCGCCCUUCCGCGCCCCCGUCCUCCCGCGCGACCUCCUCCCCCUCCUGCCCUGGCCGGUGGCGCAGCCGCUGCUCCGCCGCCUCGCGCUGCGCGGCGCUGCCGACCUCCUCCCGGCCUUCGUCGGCGUCGCGCGGGAGCCAAGUGAUGGCGACGCCCCCGCCGCCGGUUGGAAGGGCGCCUGCUUCUACGAGAACCGGGCGUGGAUGGAGUUCCACAACGGGACCGAGGGCGGCCUUGGUGGUGGUACGCUCCAUCUCGAGACAAACAAAGCUCACAGCUGGACCUGCAUAGACCUAUAUGUGUUUGCAACACCAUACCGUGUUACCUGGGAUUACUACUUUGUCGGUCGAGAACAUACCCUUGAUUUCAAAGAAUGGGAAAGCGAGGCUGAGUAUGAAUACGUAAAACGCAAAGGAGUAUCCAUCUUCCUCAUGCCAUCUGGAACGAUUGGAACACUUAGAGCACUCUGGGAUGUUUUCCCCCUGUUUACAAACACUCAAUGGGGUGAGAAUGCAAAUCUUGCAUUUCUAAAGAAGCAUAUGGGUGCAACCUUCGAGGAACGUCCAAAACCUUGGGUGUCAGAAUUAAAUCCUGAUGAUAUCCACUCUGGAGAUUUUUUGGUUUUAUCAAAAAUUCGUGGUCGUUGGGGUGGUUUUGAAACCCUAGAAAAGUGGGUUACUGGAGCUUAUGCUGGCCAUACCGCAGUUUGCCUCAGGGACUCUGAAGGAAAGCUUUGGGUUGGGGAAUCUGGUCAUGAGAAUGAACAGGGAGAAGAUAUUAUUGCUAUCUUGUCAUGGGAAGAAUGGUGGGACUUUGAAGUAACAAAGGAUGAUUCGAACCCUCAGAUUGCGUUGUUACCUUUGCAUCCAGAUUUGCGUGCAAAAUUUAACGAGACAGCAGCUUGGGAAUAUGCAAAAAGCAUGGAUGGGAAACCUUAUGGGUACCACAAUAUGAUUUUUAGUUGGAUCGAUACCAUAAGUGAUAACUAUCCACCGCCGUUAGAUGCUCAUGUGGUUGCUUCUGUUAUGACUAUGUGGAACAAACUUCAACCGGAGUAUGCUGCUAACAUGUGGGAAGAAGCCCUUAACAAACGGCUUGGAACUAAGGGUCUUGACCUACCUGAAAUUAUAGUGGAAUCAGAGAAGCGUGGGACAACAUUUGACAAAUUGCUAACAAUUCCUGAGCAAGAUAAAUGGGUCUAUACUGAUGGUCAGUCCGCAUCAUGUGUGGCUUAUGUCCUUAUGAUGUACAAAGAUGCUGGACUCUUUGACCCAAUUUCCAACUCUAUAGAAGUUACUGAAUUCACUAUAAAAGAUGCUUACAGUCUCAAUUUUUUUGAGGACAACAUGACACGGCUUCCAGUUUGGUGCAACAAAGAUGACAGUGUUGAACUUCCCUUUUGCCAAAUAAAGGGCAGAUAUCGAAUGGAGCUGCCUGGAUAUAACACCAUGCAACCAUAUGCUCACAUGAAUGAAAAAUGUCCUUCUCUACCUCCGAACUAUAACAGGCCAGAAAACUGCUGAUCUGUUAUAUACCAUGCCAUGCAUUCUCUUUGAUUUAUGCUGGUUUUUAGUUUGCACUUUAGCUGUAUAUAUUGCUUUAGGUAUGCUAUUUAUUCUUUUUUUUUUGUUAUUACGCAAGUCAUGUCAACUUCCGCAAAUAAGGAAGAUGGUGAUUGACACAUACAUGUAGAAAAUUUAUGUUCGUUGUUGUAUUGAAAAUUUGAAAAUGUAAACGAAAGCGUGAUGCUACCUAAUGAAUGGUUUGAGACCUGAGCCAUCCCCUA